GCGAAACCUUGCUACGCGCCAUGGCGCUUUCCUCUCUAAACAUAACUUCUCUCUUGAACUCGCUACACACACAUCUACAAUCCCAAACCCAACUCCUUCCGACUCUCCAUGCACAACUGGGCCUGCCACCCACCGCCCUCGCCGACGAACUCAAGGCUCUGCAGGAGCAGCUCACGCAAUGCGUUGAGGCUCAGAUUGAAUCUCGGCGGAAGCAGGUCGAAGAGUGGACGGAGAAGUGCGCAGUUAUCGAACAAGAGUGCAUUAGAUACGGCAAUGCGCUGGGUUCGAAUGUGAAGGCAACAGGAGCGAGUGUUGGCGAGCUACGGAAGGAACACGUCCUUCCCAAACGACAUCAGCUGCUGGGAGAGUACCAGGAGAAGCUGAGACAACUAUACCACACCAAACUAGAACAGCUGUCAGCACUGACUAACCGGAUAGUUGCGCUGUCACGAACACUAGGCCCCGAAUUCUUUGCACCAGAGAUUCUUGAGCCGGCACCUGCUAAUGGUGUUGAUCCUCAUGACCCUUCGCAUCAUCGCGAUGUUACGCCGGAGCGCUUCUCUAGACUGGAGAAAGAGCUAGUGAGGGGAAAGAGCGAAGUCUCCAAACGGCUAAGUCAACUGCACGGAAUGAUGGUGCAGAUCGACUGGCUGUACACGGAACUGGGGAUCGUGCCUCCGUCCUUGGACGAGCUCCCACCCAUUCCCUCUUCCUCCUCCGCCUCCUCGUCACAUCUCGGCAGCUCCCUCGCCGUCCCACACUUCCCGCGUUCGAGCUCUCUCAGGAGUACCUCCCCCGACCCAUUCCUCUCCAGCUCUAUCUCCACCCCAACCCCCGCAUCCCGAGCCGAUCGCCUCGCCCCCCUAAUGCUGUCCUCCGCCAGCUCAUCCGACGACCCUCUCCCCAUCCCCUCCGACCUCACCUACCAGCGCAUCUUCGCGCAAUUCGUCGCGCGGCUCGAAGAGGCCGAGGCCGAAACCCCCAAGGCCGUGCUUGAGGGCGUCGAGCCUACGCCGGGGCUGCUAGCAUGGGCGUCCGCGACGCUCGCGGAGCUCGAGGACGUCAAGCGGCGGCGCGAGGCGCACAUCCAGGCGAUGUACGACCAGCUCGAGGCGCUGUGGCGCCGACUCGGCGUCGCGGAUGCGGAGAUGGACGGGUUUGUCGAGGCGCACCGCGGGAGCACGCAAGAGGUGGUCAGUGCGUACGAGGAAGAGCUGGAAAGGAUGCUGGAGCUGAAGAGGGAGAGGAUGGGCGUGUUUGUGAUGAAUGCGCGCGAGGAGAUUGAGAGGCUGUGGGAGGAGCUGAUGGUGGGUGAUGAGGAGAAGGCGGAUUUUGCCCCCUUCUUCGAUGAUGAGCAUACCGAGGAGCUGCUAAUCCUCCAUGAGGACGAGAUCAAGAGGCUGAAGGAAGAGAAGCGAGCUAAGGCACCUCUUCUUGCUAGUAUCAAGAAGUACUUCGAUAUAUGCGAAGAGGAGAAGGAGCUCGCAGCCGCAGCUUCAGAUCAGAGCCGAUUACUUGGCAGAGGGCCUCGAGAUCCCGGUCGAUUGCUGCGAGAGGAGAAGAUGAGGAAGCGUGUGACGAAGGAAAAGCCACGGCUCGAGCAAGACCUGUUGUCAUCCAUACCAACCUGGGAAGAGCAGACCGGCCAGCCCUUCCUAGUGCACGGCCAACCCAUCCUCCGCAUUCUCAUGGAAGCCGUAGGGGCAUCCUCCACCGAGAAAGAGAACAAGCGGCGCGCGAACUCGCGUGCCGGGUCCGUCCCUCCUCGGGCAAAGACACCUUCGACCGCAGGUCCUUCACACUCGCGCGGUACGGUCACCCCUGCCGUGCGACCCGGCAGCAGCCUCGGGCAGUCGCAGUCAAGCAAGCGCGCGCGGCUCGGGGACUCUACCUCGGCGCAUACGAACCAGUACGCGCCUGCGGGCCUGCCAAAACCGGGCACGCAGCAUUAUGCGCUGGGGCACGGAAGGCUUCCGUCGGCUGCGUCUCAGCCAGGCACCACUCGGGGUGCGGUAAAGGGCGCAAGGGCUAAGAGGGAGAGCUUCAAGCCGCGACCGAGCGUGGAUUGCGAUGCGGGCAUGGUAGGCUCGCGAUGGUCUCACCAGAGUACAGUGGGUGGAUUGAGGCUGAAGGUGGAAGAGGAGUAAUGCCUUUCAUGACUCGCUGGACUGCGUUCCAAGAUCCCUAUCUAUUAUUUCGUGACGAUAUCUAUGUAAUACCUUUUGCACGCAUGUAUAUCUCUCAGGCUGAACGAUGAAGUGAUGAAUUGUAUUCUAUUAUCGCGGACAAAAUCUUUGGACUCGAUGGCAGCCCGAGGGGGAACAUAAAUAUAUCGGGUGAUUGACUACAUACGAUUGGUUUAAGUAUUCUAUACCCAAUGCACUUCGCUAAGGUUAGGGUUAGGAGGACGAACCCACAUAAAACAUGGCCUGCCCAGCCCGAGGGCCGAAGCAGGACAGGGAAAUAUUUAGCGAGUGCAUGAGCCG
Gloeophyllum trabeum ATCC 11539 is the source of this 2486-nucleotide messenger RNA. RefSeq lists its product as uncharacterized. The transcript has 7 exons. The record is from RefSeq and is a predicted model, not a curated record. Gene Ontology annotation, biological process: mitotic spindle midzone assembly; microtubule cytoskeleton organization. Gene Ontology annotation, molecular function: microtubule binding. NCBI's taxonomy places the organism in Eukaryota, Fungi, Basidiomycota, Agaricomycetes, Gloeophyllales, Gloeophyllaceae. Gene Ontology annotation, cellular component: cytoplasm; spindle; mitotic spindle midzone. The coding region runs from base 21 to 2147 and encodes 708 amino acids.